Messenger RNA from Athene cunicularia (burrowing owl), 4633 nucleotides. It is a transcript of the gene SEPSECS, whose product is annotated as Sep (O-phosphoserine) tRNA:Sec (selenocysteine) tRNA synthase. Lineage: Eukaryota; Metazoa; Chordata; Aves; Strigiformes; Strigidae. The transcript has 10 exons. Gene Ontology annotation, biological process: conversion of seryl-tRNAsec to selenocys-tRNAsec; selenocysteine incorporation. The record is from RefSeq and is a predicted model, not a curated record. The coding region runs from base 38 to 1507 and encodes 489 amino acids. Gene Ontology annotation, molecular function: O-phosphoseryl-tRNA(Sec) selenium transferase activity; tRNA binding.
CUCAAUACAAAUUCAUAGCAUUAGAUAAUAUAAAAGUAUGAUGAAAACACAAACUGGUGUUCAGUGUGGGGGAGAGGGUAGCAAUCAAACAAGCUGGAUAAAGUUUUCUUCAUUUUUAAUUUCCAAGUUUGGUAGUUACAUUUAUAUUAUCAUUAUUAAGGGAAAAUGUCCUGAAGAUGGAUGGGAUGAAAGCACCAUUGAACUGUUUCUUCAUGAACUUGCUAUAAUGGAUAGCAAUAACUUUCUGGGCAACUGUGGCGUAGGUGAGAGGGAAGGAAGAGUGGCAUCAGGACUUGUUGCCCGAAGGCAUUACAGGUUGAUCCAUGGAAUUGGAAGGUCAGGUGAUAUUUCUGCAGUCCAGCCUAAAGCUGCAGGGUCUAGCCUUUUGAACAAACUUACUAAUUCAGUAGUUCUGGAUAUUAUAAAGCUGGCUGGUGUCCGGACAGUGACCAAUUGCUUUGUGGUUCCUAUGGCAACUGGCAUGAGUCUAACUUUGUGCUUUUUAACAUUACGGCACAAGAGACCAAAGGCAAAAUACAUUAUUUGGCCACGUAUAGACCAGAAAUCUUGCUUCAAAUCAAUGAUAACUGCAGGUUUUGAGCCUGUGGUGAUAGAAAACGUAUUAGAAGGUGAUGAGCUACGGACAGACAUUGAAGCCGUGGAAGCUAAAAUCAAGGCUCUUGGUGCUGAAAAUAUUCUUUGUGUGCAUUCUACAACGUCUUGCUUUGCUCCAAGGGUACCUGAUAGGCUGGAGGAACUGGCAGUGAUUUGUGCAAAUUAUGACAUUCCUCAUAUUGUCAACAAUGCAUAUGGAGUUCAGUCUUCAAAAUGUAUGCAUCUUAUUCAGCAGGGUGCUCGGGUAGGCAGAAUAGAUGCUUUUGUUCAGAGCUUGGACAAAAAUUUCAUGGUUCCAGUAGGUGGCGCUAUCAUUGCUGGCUUCAACGAGUCCUUCGUGCAGGAGAUCAGCAAAAUGUAUCCAGGAAGAGCUUCUGCGUCUCCUUCCUUAGAUGUCCUCAUUACACUUCUGUCUCUAGGUGCCAGUGGCUACAAACAGUUACUGAAAGAGAGAAAGGAGAUGUUUUCCUAUCUUUCAAGUGAGCUGAAGAAGCUGGCAGAUAACCACAAUGAGAGACUGUUAGACACGCCACAUAAUCCCAUUUCCUUAGCCAUGUCACUGAAGAAUCUAGAUGAAAAUAAUGAUGUUGCUGUUACUCAGCUUGGAUCUAUGCUUUUCACAAGACAAGUUUCUGGAGCAAGGGUUGUUCCCUGUGGGUCUGUACAAACAGUGAAUAACUACACUUUUAAAGGAUUUAUGUCACAUGCAAAUAACUAUCCCUGUGCUUACCUCAAUGCUGCCUCCGCAAUUGGAAUUAAAAAGCAAGAUGUAGAUGUAUUCCUAAAAAGACUCGACAAGUGUUUGAAAACUUCUAGAAAAGAAGCAAAGAAAGAAAAAAGUGUGAAUGAAAUAAGUAAUUGUAAUACAGACACGGAACAACUUGAAGACUAGAAAAUACAGAUUUAGUAACACAGGAAGAUACACUUUUGUUUGAAGUAUGUCAGGUUUGUAUUGGGUUAGCAUUGUGAAUCUGCAGUGCAGAAAAUUUACUCCUGAUCUGAAAACAAUAACCAAAAAAAGCUGAGUGAAAUUCAGCUUUAGAGAAAGAGGUAAUACUCUCUCCAAGACAGAGGGCCAGACAUGAGUCUUUUGCAGCAUAUAAAUGCACUUAAUAUCUGCCAAAGUAAAGCUUUACAUUCAUAAAGACCUUGAGCUGGCCUUUCAGUCUGUGGGUGACUCUUUUGGACCAAUGUUCACCAAAUCACAGAAUGCUUAUUCCACUGGGUUUUGAUUAACAAGAUUUUCUGAGGCAGUGAUUGAAUUCAUUCCUAGGUAUAGACCAUCCAAAUAAGAAAUAUUUCACUGAUCUCAAAAUAUCUCAUUUCUCAUCAGCAUACUUGACACUUCUCAAAGAUUUUUAUGUGUUGGGAUAUCCGUUACUAAAUACAAUGUUAAAACUGCAUGAGGAAAUUAUAGAGUUGGAUUAGUAGGAUUUUUCAGGUGUUCUCACCUCUCAUGAACUGUCUAGAACAAAGCAGCCCUCAGUGACAAAGAAAAACCUAGAAUACCUCAUAUCCUGUCAGUACUCACCUCUUGGAAACAUUUGCGCAGUUCAGCAACUAGAAACAAUUUUAAUAAUGAAAGCAAGGGGUUGUGGAGAGGUGCAGUCUUUUUUUUUUUUUUUUCUUUUACUUUUUUUGGUCUUUUUUCCAUUUCAUCUUUCCUUUGAUAUGGCAAUCAGGUCAGAGACCCACUGAAAAGGAGGAAUGCCUUGUGGGAUUAGUGCAGCAGUUUCAAGAGCCAGUGAGACCAGAGGGUAUUUUGGCAUUUUUAGCCCAUUGUUGUUAAAAUGUAUAGACUUCCAUUUCUGAAGUGCCUCUUGUCAUUGGCACUGUUGCUUCUGUGGCUGUGUGCUGUUGCUGAUUUGAAUUCAUUAAGCAAACAAUAGAUUCAGAGUCUGUUCCCAAAACAAAGGUUCCAUAUCACUGGAGUGACAGUGCUGUAGGUUGCAAAACUUUUCGUUAAUUAUUCUUAAAUGCAAUUACUACAUUGUAUGUAUUUUUUUUUAUGUCAUUUACUGUUCAAAGUGAGCUUAAUGUUCAAAGACAUUUUCUUUGUCUGUAAUGUAGUAGUACUUGGGACACCACAAUUAAUGAGUUCUAAACGUCAGGAAAUAUUCUAGUUAUGUUGUUUGGUGGGAUCGAAGACAUAUAUCCUUCAGAGCCCUCUGUAAAUUGCUUAAUCGAAAUAGUGGUGCUUUUGAAAGGCUUGUCUAUCCACUGUGUUCCAAUGAAUUGAUACAAGAGGUGAUGUUAAUGUGCAGAACUUGAAUAGUAUGCUAAUCAACAUGAAGGUGCUCUCACUUAGUGAGGUCUGUUGUAUCUUAAGCUUAAAUUAAACUGCUGCUUCUACAUUUUUAUUGCUACAGUUACACGUUUGAUUAAAGCUUGUGAAAGUAUGGCUCCCUAGACUACAGUCACAGUUGUUAUUUGCUGUACAAAUACAUCCUAGGAGAAAUGUAAUAUAACUUGACGACUGAUUCUUUGUGGCUAUAAGGAGAUGUAAAUUCCUUUUCUUUCUUUCUCAUCCCCCCUCUCCCCACCCACCCCCCCCCCCCCUUUUUUUUUUUUUUUUUUAUUGAGACCAUGCUGUACCUCAGUUUUUCCAGUCAGUAAAUCUCUUCCACAAGCUUGGGAGCCAAAACUCUGCAGCUCACUGCCUCAGUAUUCAGUACAUUGGAGCAACCAGUAAAAACCACAAGGCCUUAGUGAUACCUUUCUUCCUAUUUUUUGAUAUUGUUUUCUGCCUGAAUUAGUCUAAAUUAUUGAUUUAGAUGACUAGUCACAUAAUGCAAGCAUUGGAACUAUUGUUACAAGAGUUUAGGGAGGUGUAUGGUAGCAGCUAAAAUAAGCAUUUGAUGAAUAAUAUCCUAAAACUGAAUAAGAAGACAGCAGUUGCCUUCUCUGAGAGGAAGAAACCUCUACCUUUUAUGUUCUCAUAAUAAAUUGCUGCAAAUAAUUCGCUCACUUCUACUAUACAUUGAACUACUUUCUCAGGUAGUGUUUUCCUGUCUUAAAAAUGUUUCCCAUUUGAAAUCAAAGCUGAAAAUUUCAAUAAAUUUUUGAUAUUUAAUGUUUUCAAAAAUUUGUUGGAAUUUGUUUUUCUCUGUAAACAAGUAUCCAGGGAAUGAAUUAUUGGUUUGUUCUGAUUUUGACCUUUGAAACCUUUUUUUUAUUUAAAAACACAUUUUAAGAUAAUGGCUUUAAUUGAAAUAAAGACCAAAAAUUUUAGUUUGUGUGUCAUUACGUCACUUUGGUAAUCUUAGUGAUACCACCUGAAGUCAGAAAAUUUAAGAUAUUUUGAGAAAUGUGCCCUCCAUCAUGUGUAUAAACUCUUGAACUAAAUAUUCGUGUUAUGUUACUUUGGUAAGCUGGUGUACCAGCUUCCAGUUUUGUUUGCUUGCUUUGUCCACUUAAAUGUCUUCAGUUAAUAUUAACUUUUUAGAGAUGGAAGCAUUCUAUAAUGUCAUUAUAAAUAUAAUGAAAUUUUAAGUAAUUCAAAUGUCCAUAUACUUUGAAGUAAAUGGAGAUGAAUUGGUUAUUUAGGAGAUUCACUAGAUAAAAAUAAUUUUUCAAGGAAGACUAUAAAUCAACUUAUUACAGAUAUUAGUGAAUAGAGAAUAAAGUAGUGAAAUAAUAUUGGAACAUACACCCAUGAUCAGUUUUCAUUUCUUUUGUGUAACAGAUAUGGGGAGAUUUCAUGGCUGUGGCAGGUCUCACCCACUAAUAAUACUGUGAAAGAUAGUAAUAGCAUGGGCAUAAAUUUGUCAAACUGGUUUUAGUAAAUCAAAUAUAUUAACAAUAUUUGCCUUUUAUUAAAAUCUUUCUAAGAUUGUACAGUGAAGUAAGAAGCUUCUUUACUUUAAAGUCCUUUUCCUAAUCUCUACAUAAGCACAUGUCACUAAAGGCUUUCACAUACCUUAAAAAUUUGCAAGAAUCAAUUUGCUGUCUCCAGCAUCCACAUGACUAGUGAUGUAAGCCAACACCUAGGGAGGCUGCCUGGGCUUCAGAACAGACU